UUCUUCCUCCACCUCACCUACAUACCAUUGUACUACUCCAUUACAGUUUAUCCGCUUUCAGCUUAAUUCUCGGGUCUAUUCCGUCUAGUUUUCCUUACCAGCAGCCUGUGUUAUUGGAAUCUGCGCAUCUGUCCGCCGUCGUAUGGUCGCACCAGCUUGCGAGAUUCAUCCGUCAUCAUGGCCUCGAACACACUGCCUUAUUUACAAAAACUGCGCAAGGACAGACUAGUCCAGCUCGCAGUAGACACGAACCUAUCAGAAUACGAGGAUCUCAAUAAGCCCGACCUUGUCAUAGCAUUAGACAAACACCUCCGCCAGCAUCAGGAUGAUUUCGACCAGAAUCCGAACUUUAUAGACUACUAUAAGCGCCUCUCGCUGCCUCCGCGCUCGACGCCCAGGAGGGAAAUCAAACCAGAUCCCUCGGCGACUCCAGACAGGGGCCUACGGAUGUCUACGCGCCGUCGCCGCAGGCCGGCCAGGUUAACUAGCAAUGACUCAGAGGAGGCGCCUUCAAAUGCGGAGUCCCCCACACCUUCCGAUGCAGCGGAAACUCCCGCUCGUCAGUCUCUGCUCCCGCAAGUCGCCAUACCGACGUCGCUGGCGACUGGCCCUCGGACCACGGAUCGCCCGACAAGAUGGACGCGCAAGCGCAUUUACGAUGCGCUGAGCGACUCCAGGCCAGUCCACUGGAUCAGUAUAUUGCGGGAGUGGCUAAGUGACUUCAAGGUGAUCCAGGUGCUGAUCGUUGUGAUGGAAGCUAUUUGGGUCGCCAUCCACCUCUUGCCGGUGCGAGGAUCGGCCUCCUGGCCCGAUUUUUUUCAUUUGGCCAGUAGCUCGGUCUGGGCGCCUUUCUCACUCUGGUUGCUGACCAACGUCCUGGUGCCACUGACGUUCGCAUUCUUCUGUAACGUCAGCAAAGCGACAAUCUUGCGCAAUCACAAUCGCGUCUAUUCCACGCGCAGCGUCAGCGUUGCUGCGAGUGAGGAGUCCAACAUCGAUUACCUAUCUUUCUGUAUUGCCAGGGGACUCAUUGGGUAUAUUAUAUACGGCAACAAGGUCUCCGUGGCAGGCCUCUUAAGCAGGUCUGCAAUUUCGAAGGUGAAUGCUGCGUAUCCAGGAAGAUGGGUUGGUAUGCUUAUUGCUGCAUCUAUCGGUGCUGUCGAGACGUUGUAUCAAGCUGUUCUGCGGAGGCAAUUCUAG
Molecule: messenger RNA, 1200 nt
Organism: Monascus purpureus
Lineage: Eukaryota; Fungi; Ascomycota; Eurotiomycetes; Eurotiales; Aspergillaceae
Source: the annotation of a GenBank genome assembly